CGGAUUUCUGGACCCAAUUCUUCACCCCUCACCAUACAUCACACUUCACACCGGAUUUAACCCCCACAAUUGCGCCGUAAUGGUUAAGCGAAAGAGAGGCGGGCUCGUGAAGCUCACAAAUCUGUGCCUUCCCAUUUCCCAGGGCUCUCAUUGGAUGUGGUGACGAGUGCUAAUAAUCCUCCAACAGCCCCAUGCUCCAAAACCUCAUCCGCCGCGACCCGCCCUCCUACCGCGAAGAAUUUAUCCUGCAAUACCGGCACUAUGAGUCGCAGCGCGAUAUCUUCAUGUCCCAGCCAGAGGGCAACUCCGGCGAGACCUUUGCGGAUCUAGUCGGGUUCAUGUCGCAAGUGACUAGCUGUUACCCAGACCUGACAGAGGACUUCCCGAGUGACUUAGCCGGACUACUGUCAAAGCAUCACAACGUCCUCCACUACGAGCUUCGAGAGAAACUCGUCCAAAGUCUGGUAUUGCUCAGGAAUAAGGACGUUAUCCCUUCUACGACGCUUCUGCAAACCCUUAUCCCUAUUCUAACGGCUACUACGAGCAAAGCACUUCGCACACAGAUCUACUCUGCCAUUACUAGUGAUUUGCGCAAUUCAAAUGCGAAGGCCAAGAACCACAAAUUGAAUAAAACGGUGCAGACGGUGUUGUUCGGGCUUGUGGAGGCGGGUAAGGACGAUGCUGGAUCUACGGCGGGUCUGUGGGCGGUGAAGUUGACGAGGGAAUUGUGGAAAAGGAGAGUGUGGGAUGAUGCGAGGACUGUGGAGAUCAUGAAGGAAGCGAGUCUCUGUGCCAAUCCGAAGGUUAUGGGUGGUGGGAUCCGCUUCUUUCUAGGCGUUGAUCAGGAUAUGGAGGAGCAGGAGGAUAGUGAUGAUGAUGGAGCGGUAGAUAUUGGACGGGCGAAGCAUCAGGCUGGAAUUAAUAAGAAGACAAAUAAGAAGAGAAAGCAAUUGGAGAAGGCGUAUGCUCUAUUGAAGAAGGUAAGUUUUGAUCCAUAUUACCUCGCUUACGUGAAUAGUUUUGCUAAUGUCCCCUGCAUUUUCUAGAGAGAGAAGAAUAAGAAUAAGCCGCAUCCGCUGAACUUUUCUGCUCUGCAUUUACUCCAUGACCCCCAGGGUUUUGCGGAGGCUCUGUUCUCAAAACACCUCCCUCGUAAUAAUAAACUUACGAUGGAACAAAAGCUGCUUGUCCUCCAGUUGACAUCCCGUCUAGUUGGUUUACAUAAGCUCAGUGUGUUGGGAUUGUACUCCUAUCUACUGAAGUUUCUUACUCCCCGCCAGCGGGAUGUUACACAAUUCCUUGUCUGCUGUGCCCAAGCUUCUCACGACCUUGUCCCGCCAGAUGUAUUGGAGCCCAUAGUUAAGAAGAUUGCGGAUGAGUUCGUCUCGGAGGGUGUUGCGGCUGAGGUUGCUACGGCUGGGUAAUAUUAUUCACUUCGCUCGACCACAAUAUAUGCUAACUUUAAUGAUCUAAUAGUCUUAACGGCAUUCGUGAGAUCUGUGCACGAGCUCCGCUAGCUAUGAAUGCUACACUUCUCCAGGAUCUUACCGAAUACAAGGGCUCUAAAGACAAGGGUGUCAUGAUGGCGGCGCGGGGUCUGAUCGGAUUGUUCAGAGAAGUCGCACCUGAAAUGUUAAGAAAGAAGGAUAGAGGGAAGGUAGCAGCCAUGGAUAUGAAGAACAGGGAGGCUCUCCGCUUCGGAAUAGAAAAGGAGGGAGUAAUCGAAGGCCUAGAACUCCUUGAACAGUGGAAAGCCGAGCAAAAACAAAUUAAAAAGGCCGCAGCAGGGGAGAUCGAAGCCAGAGAUGACGAAGAAGGGGGACAUGAAGAAGAAUGGGAAGCCGAGGAGGACGGCGAAUCGGAGGACGACUCAAACUGGGCAGGGUGGGAGGUUGAGGAAGAUGAUAGUGGGGACAAUGAGACAGGGUGGAUCAACGUGGCAAGUGACGACGAAAUCGAAAUCAGUGACUCGGAUGAAGGCGAAGACGACAAGCCCAAAAAGAAAACCAAAGUCGAUUAUGAGGAAGGGGAGGGCUCACUGGGAGAAGUAGAGGUGGAGAGAAAUGUAUCAACGCUAGCGACUAGCAAAAUCCUCACACCAGCAGACUUUGCAAAGCUAGUGGAAUUAAGGACUGCAGCAGGGUUAGAGAGACUCAUGGGUAAAAAGUAAUACCUCUCAUGUUCCAGAUCUAGGCUGCGCUACCUUGGGAUAAUAUAACAUUACUAACAUACUCUUUAGAAUCACAAACGAAGAUGCCGUCGACGCAGAUGCUAUCAAGGGCCCACAAAAACGCGGAAAAUCUGAUAAAGAGGCCCGGCUCGUGGCAGUCAUGGAAGGCCGCGAAGGUCGGGAGAAGUUCGGCUCCAAGAAGGGGAAACGUGACAAGACGCAUAGCACUACGAAUAAGGAGAAGGCCCGGAAAAAGAACUUUAUGAUGACGAAGAGUAAGGCGAAGGGCAAGCAGAAGAGGAGUUUGGUGGAGAGGCAACGGGUACUCAGAGCGCAUGUGGAGAAGCAGAAGAAAUCGAAGAGGAGGGGAUAGGCUGGCUUGGAACCUGUAUGUAUGUAGGUUUGGUAAUCACGGGGUGCGAUUUCACUUGUAUCAUAACCCUCAAAUUUUGUACUAGUAUAAUAAUAAUAUUAUAGAAUAAUUGCCAAUUAAGGAAUAUUGGUAUCCGCAAGGCUGCUGGAUACCCACUCCUCUUGGCACGUGUCAUCUAAGAAUUCGAAAUUGGAAA
This is a messenger RNA of Tuber aestivum (summer truffle), 2739 nucleotides long. The record is from the annotation of a GenBank genome assembly. Lineage: Eukaryota; Fungi; Ascomycota; Pezizomycetes; Pezizales; Tuberaceae.